This is a messenger RNA of Diospyros lotus (date-plum), 2734 nucleotides long. Its product is annotated as zinc finger CCCH domain-containing protein 29. Bases 173 to 2281 code for a protein of 702 amino acids. Gene Ontology annotation, molecular function: metal ion binding; protein binding. Lineage: Eukaryota; Viridiplantae; Streptophyta; Magnoliopsida; Ericales; Ebenaceae. The record is from RefSeq and is a predicted model, not a curated record. The transcript has 2 exons.
AAAAGAAAGCCGGAAGAAGAAAAGUCGCUCCUUCCUCCCCCCUUCUUCCCUCCCUUAUAAGCAUCGUAUCGUCCAUCAUUUUGUUCAAUCCCUUCCCAGCCAGCUCAAUCCACCUACAAUUAACACCAAUCUCUCUCUCUCCGUCAAGCUAGCAAGCACUAUAUUGUGUUGGAUGCGCGGUGGUUCGAAGAGUAAACUUUGCCCUAAUUUGAUCAUGGAGGGUGAAAUUCCAAAGCAGAAGUAUGGGGUUUUUGGGGGAAGUUCUCUUUUGCUUGAGCUUGCAGCGAAAGAUGACAUGGCGGGUUUCAGAUCUUCUGUGGAAAACAAGGGUUUUGGUGUUGAUGAGGCAAACUUGUGGUACGGCAGAAGAAUUGGAUCCAGAAGGAUGGGGUUUGAGGAGAGGACGCCUCUCAUGAUAGGUUCUUUGUAUGGAAGCACCGAGGUGCUGAAGUACCUGAUUGGGUCUGGAGAUGUUGAUGUCAACCGAGCUUGCGGCUCAGAUGGAGCGACCGCCCUCCACUGUGCGGCUGCCAGUGGCUUGGACUCAUCUGUCGAUGUUGUCAAGCUCUUGCUUGAUGCAUCGGCGGAUGUCAAUUCUGUUGAUGCUGAUGGAAAUAAACCCAGGGACUUGGUUACUCGUAACUUGAAGGGUUUGAGCAAUUCAAGAAGAAAAUCAUUGGUGAUGUUGUUAAAAGGCGAUAAUGCUGUUGAUGAGGAAGCAGUUGUAUUAUGUGAGGUAGCACAACAGCUACACUCAAUUCCACAGUUGCCAAAAGCAGGGACCGAUAAGAAAGAAUACCCUGUCGAUGUGUCCCUUCCGGAUAUCAAUGAUGGGUUAUAUGCCACAGAUGACUUCAGGAUGUAUUCUUUUAAGGUGAAGCCUUGUUCGAGGGCGUACUCCCAUGAUUGGACAGAGUGCCCGUUUGUCCAUCCGGGGGAGAACGCCAGGAGGCGUGACCCAAGGAAGUACCAGUAUAGCUGCGUACCAUGCCCAGAGUUCCGCAAGGGGGCUUGUGCUAAAGGGGAUGCUUGUGAGUAUGCCCAUGGUGUAUUUGAGUCCUGGCUACAUCCUGCGCAAUACAAAACUAGGCUCUGCAAGGAUGAAACUGGCUGCUCCAGGAAAGUAUGUUUUUUCGCCCACAAGCCUGAAGAAUUGCGCCCCUUGUAUGCUCUGACAGGGUCAGCCAUGCCUUCUCCCAAGUCAGUUCCGUCCAGUGCAGUGGACAUGGCAACAUUGAACCCGGUGGCUCUUGGUUCAUCAUCUUUGAUGAUGCCUGCUACUUCAACGCCUCCCAUGUCUCCUUCUGCUGCUUGUUCGUCACCCAUGGGUGGAAGCAUGUGGCAGAACAAGAUUAAUAUUACCCCGCCUACACUGCAACUUCCUGGUAGCCGGCUUAAGACAGCGUUGAGUGCUAGAGACUUGGAAUUGGAAAUCGAGUUGCUUGGGUUGGAGGGUCUCCGCAACCAGCACCAGCAACAGCAACGCCAGCAAUUGAUCGAUGAGUUGACUAGUGUCUCUUCCCCAUCCAGCUGGAACAAGGGAUAUAGUAAUAACAUUGGGGAUUUGAAACCCACUAACCUUGAUGAUGUUUUUGCAUCUCUGGAUCAUUCCUAUUUGUCUCAAUUGCAGGGUCUCUCACCAAAAUUUUCAACCACCACCACUCAAUUGCAGGGUCUCUCACCAAAAUUUUCAACCACCACCACCCAUUUGCAGUCUCCCACUGCAAUCCCUAUUAGACAGAACAUGAACCAGCUUAGAGCAAGUUACCCUUCUAACCUUUCUUCCUCUCCAGGGAGGAAAUCCUCCAUUUAUGGGUUUGACACCUCUGCUGCAGUGGCAGCAGCGGUAAUGAACUCACGGUCAGCUUCUUUCUCAAAGCGGAGCCAGAGCUUCAUUGACCGGGGAACCAUGAACCACCGUCCCGGCAGUCUCGGGCUCACUGCAGCUGCUAAUUCUGCCAGUUUGUUGCCGUCCAAUUUUUCUGAUUGGAGUUCUCCAGAUGGGAAACUUGACUGGGGCUACCACGCGGAAGGCCAAAACAAACUUAAGAAGUCUGCCUCUUUUGGGAUCCGAAGCAGCAAUGCUGCAGCAGCAAAAUCAACAAUGGCCUCAUCAACACUCGAUGAGCCUGAUGUGUCGUGGGUUCAUUCAUUGGUGAAAGAUUCUUCCUCCGUUGGGGCUGGCCUAUACAGUUCUGACCCGAAGCAUGGAGGAUUCACUGAGGCACUCCCGCCAUGGGUGGAUCAAUUGUAUAUAGAGCAGGAGCAGCUGGUAGCAUAAGCAAGUUCCCAGCCGUGGUUUUUACUUGCGAUUAUCUCUUAACAAUGUUUACUUCUUUCCUGAUUCAUAUUAUUAUUUCAUAAAUUUAGGUGGAAGUAGUGAAAAUUUUAGGCAAAAAAAAAUUGGGUAGGAGGAAUGACUGCUUAUAUUGUUUGCAGCAGCAUAUUUUAGAAGAGAAGAGGGAAGUUGUAGUAGAGAGAGUGAACCUCUCUGUCUCUGUCUCUCUCUCAUUGUUCUAUUAACUACAUGGGAACCAUUUUGACUGUAUGUGCCCAUGCCAAGAAGAAGAAGGAAUUAUGGAGCAAGAGAGGUGUGUAAUUUAAUGUUGAAUGGCCAAAGAUGGCAUUUCAGAUGAAGUGUAAUUCAAUUUGUAAAAUGGGCUUUGAAGAAACUAUUCUAUUUAUUUGUAAAUUAUAUGUAUUCCAUUCAAAUGUUACUUGGUUUUGUAUGCUA